AUGCUCACCGUUCAUGACCCAGAGAAAGCGCUGGCCAGUCUAGCCAGUCCUCUGUUGGCCGCGGAUAUACUGUACCUGGCAAGAGAGCCUGAUGUCCAAACGGUGAAGCUGACCGCUGGCCUUCACCGCCAAACAUGGGUCAAUGGCGCCUUGAUCUUUAUUGACGUCCACGUGGCGAACAACACGGCAAAAUCGGUCAAGAAAAUCGAGGUUCAAUUGGAGAAGACAACAUUGUGGUAUACGCAUGCUCCAGCUGGAACCGCAGAGAAGAGCGCAAAUUACCUCCGUCUUCCGAAACGGACAGACGCCGAGGUGGUGAGUGGCACCACACUGAAGAAGUCAAACACUUGGAAAGGAGUACCCUCUCAUUCUUCAGACGUUCGCACCAUCGAGCUGGAAGCACCGCGGGGACAUGUUACAAUCAGCACUGGGAGGUAUUUCGAAGUUCGAUAUUUCGUCAACGUCGUUGUGACGGUGAAAAUGUUCAAGACAGUGGCCGUCCAGCUCCCUGUAACAAUCAUACCGAUCAACUCAUUGGACAUUUUACCCAAUUCCCUCGCGCAGGUCGCCGCUUCGAUCGAAGCCAAGAGGUCUAAAACAGUCCCGGCACCGCCUCCUGGUCCUAGCCAUGCAGCACACCACCAGGGCCAAGCUUUUGCAGCUCCAAUCCGACAGUCGGCCGAAUAUGCGAGACAAGAAAGAUCACUGGCCCAGAAUGACUUGGAAAGCCUAGCAGAUGACAUUGACAGGUCUCCUCGGCGACUAGCGCAUAUCCACAAGCAUUGCAGAGGAGGUCUUUCUGGUACAACCACAGACGAGAAUGUCGCUCCUGGACGCCCAAGCGUGGCAUCGUCAUCACACCACCAUCUCCACAGACAUGCGAGCUGUUACCACUGUCAGAUCACGGCCGAGAAUUGCUCGCCAGCCAAACCAGGGGGUCCCCGCUUGCCCCGACUCCAAGUCUCGACGUCUGGGCUAGGAUUUUCAGAGUCAGAGUUUGAGAUACCUCCUGAUUCGCCACCUCGAAAAGUCAUGCUGAGUGAGCAGGAGCGAGGCAUGAUCAAUCGCCAGAAAGAGCUCCAGAGUCGACAACAACGGAUUCAGGGGAUGCCAAAGAAAGCGAAUAGGGACAUGAGACGAGACGUCGACGUCCGCGCAUCGAAGGAUCAGCUCAGCUAUACCAACGUUGUGGCGGAUCCAGCAGCUGGUCCAAAACAAAGUGAGUUUGGAAAUCUCAGCCCUGGAGUCAGGAAAAAGGGCGAGGGCCCGGCAUUUCCCAGGCCGCCAGUAACAUCCAACGGAUCUGCUGUCACCAGAUCAAGGUCCAAGACGAACCCCGAGGGAUCGAGAUAUCGACCUAGUAUCAGCAAACCUCGGCGCAAAUCAAGCACAGAUAGGCACGACCGUAUUCGAGCUUCGGUCGACGGGCCAGUAUUCUCAGCUAUCCCUCGCAAAUUUAGCAAGGACCUGACACAGCGGGGGAGCUUGGAUCACUUGUUCUGA
Molecule: messenger RNA, 1503 nt
Organism: Fonsecaea pedrosoi CBS 271.37
Lineage: Eukaryota; Fungi; Ascomycota; Eurotiomycetes; Chaetothyriales; Herpotrichiellaceae
Exons: 1
Coding region: 1-1503 (500 amino acids)
Source: RefSeq, a predicted model, not a curated record